This is a messenger RNA of Eruca vesicaria subsp. sativa (arugula), 896 nucleotides long. The record is from the annotation of a GenBank genome assembly. Lineage: Eukaryota; Viridiplantae; Streptophyta; Magnoliopsida; Brassicales; Brassicaceae.
AAACAUAUUUUUUUCCUUUAAAAAAAUGGAUCAAGAACGUAACAUGGACAUAGAGAAGGAAUCAACAACAACCUUAGACUACUCCAAACGCGCUCAAUGGCUACGCGCUGCUGUCCUCGGAGCCAACGACGGUCUUGUCUCCACCGCAUCACUGAUGAUGGGAGUUGGCGCCGUGAAACACGACGUCAAAGCUAUGAUUCUCUCAGGAUUCGCCGGAAUGGUGGCCGGAGCUUGUAGCAUGGCCAUAGGAGAGUUCGUCUCCGUUUACUCUCAGUACGACAUAGAGGUGGCUCAGAUGGAGAGAGAGAGUGGUGAAGUGGAGAAAGAGAAGCUACCUAGUCCACUACAAGCAGCAGCUGCGUCCGCGUUAGCGUUUUCCGCGGGUGCGAUUGUGCCGCUUUUGGCGGCUGCGUUUGUGAAGGAGUAUAGAGUGAGGAUCAUUGCGGUUGUGGCUGCGGUUACGGUGGCGCUUGUGGCUUUUGGGUGGUUAGGAGCGGCGUUAGGGAAGGCACCAGCGGUUAGGUCGUCGGCUAGGGUUUUGUUUGGAGGUUGGUUAGCUAUGGCGGUAACGUUUGGGUUAACUAAGCUCAUUGGGUUACAUGGACUCUAGCUAAACUGUUGGUGAAACCAUCUUCUUAUAAGACUUUUUUAUAGUAAGCGUGAGUGAAGUUCGGUGAAACACAUGAAACAUGACAGUAUGUUUACGGUACGUGAACAAAACUGAUUUACUUUUAAUGAUGUUCACAUAAUCAUAUUGCAAAACGCAGGUUAUUAAAAUUAUGCCGGUUGUGUUUAACGUUUAUUUGAAGAUGUAAUUUAUAGAGUUCGUGAUGUGAUGUUUGAGAGACCUGUUUUACGGUUAAUAAUGUAAAUUAGUUGGAAAAUAAGGACAUUAU